Orcinus orca (killer whale) is the source of this 1226-nucleotide messenger RNA. RefSeq names its product glutathione S-transferase A2. Gene Ontology annotation, cellular component: extracellular exosome; cytosol. Gene Ontology annotation, biological process: glutathione metabolic process; xenobiotic metabolic process. The record is from RefSeq and is a predicted model, not a curated record. The coding region runs from base 306 to 977 and encodes 223 amino acids. The transcript has 8 exons. Lineage: Eukaryota; Metazoa; Chordata; Mammalia; Artiodactyla; Delphinidae. Gene Ontology annotation, molecular function: glutathione transferase activity.
UGACAGAUUUGGGUGAGAUGAUCAUGCUUUUGCCAGUGAACCCACCUGAUCAAAAGGAUUGUCAAGAUGACGCUGAUCCAAGAAAGAACAACAAACCGCUACCUCCAUGCAUUUGAAAAACAUGGAACCAGUGGCCCUGAAUGCUGUGGGAGGGGCUUUUCCCUAACCCGACUCUCCCUGCUUCAGAGAGGAGUUCAGUCAACUGUAACAACAGCUUAUAAACACAUGUGGACUUGGCUUUGAGGUGCUGAGCCAAGUGGGAGACAGACUUUCAUAAGGUUUAGAGAAACCAGGAGACUGCCAUCAUGGCGGGGAAACCCAAGCUUCACUACUUCAAUGGACGGGGCAGAAUGGAGGCCAUCCGGUGGCUCCUGGCUGCAGCUGGAGUAGAGUUUGAAGAGAUAUUUAUAAAAACUCCAGGAGACUUGGAUAAGUUACGAAAUGAAGGGAGUUUGAUGUUCCAGCAAGUGCCCAUGGUUGAAAUUGAUGGGAUGAAGCUGGUGCAGACCAGAGCCAUUCUCAACUACAUUGCCACCAAAUACAACCUCUAUGGGAAAGACAUGAAAGAGAGAGCCCUGAUUGAUAUGUAUGCAGAGGGUGUGGCAGAUCUGGGUGACAUGAUCAUGCAUUUGCCACUGUGCCCACCUGAUCAGAAAGAUGCCAAGACGACCCAGAUCAAAGAGAGUAUAACAAACCGUUAUCUUCCUGCAUUUGAAAAAGUGUUGAAGGGUCAUGGACAAGACUAUCUUGUGGGCAACAAGCUGAGCAGGGCUGACAUCCACCUGGUUGAACUUCUCUACUACGUGGAAGAGCUGGACCCCAGCCUUUUGGCCAACUUCCCUCUGCUGAAGGCCCUGAAAACCAGAGUCAGCAAUCUCCCUGCCGUGAAGAAGUUUUUGCAGCCUGGCAGCCAGAGGAAGCCUCCCAUGGAUGAGAAAAAUUUGGAAGAAGCAAAGAAGAUUUUCAGGAUGCAAUAAAGCGGGCGUGGCUGCCCAGAACACAGGGAAAACUUCAGGAGAUUGAAGUUUUCCAACAGUGAAGUGCUUUACCUAUAUGUAGAUCCUGGCUACUGUGAAGCUAAGAAAUAUUCCAAAGUAUAAGAGCUAAUUUAAUUAGAAUGCAGAUUUAGUUGCAGAGCAAUCCAUUUUGUUUUGAUCACAUACGAAAUCAUGAUCUCCUCCUAGAAUGUGCCUGGGACUUAAACAUAAAUAAAGGGAGAGAAAGUG